Molecule: messenger RNA, 932 nt
Organism: Strongylocentrotus purpuratus (purple sea urchin)
Lineage: Eukaryota; Metazoa; Echinodermata; Echinoidea; Camarodonta; Strongylocentrotidae
Product: solute carrier family 23 member 1-like
Exons: 4
Coding region: 22-636 (204 amino acids)
Biological process (GO): transmembrane transport
Cellular component (GO): membrane
Molecular function (GO): transmembrane transporter activity
Source: RefSeq, a predicted model, not a curated record
AGCCGUAUUGUGGUCCAGCUCAUGUCUGUAUACCUCAUCAUUUUUGCAGUCAUCCUCAAAUUUGGGGCGGUGUUUGCUGCCAUGCCGGACCCAAUCGUUGGUGGCGUCUUAGCUAUAACCAUCGGUAUGGUGUCUGCAGUAGGACUUUCUACGUUACAACAUGUCGACAUGAAUUCACCUAGGAAUCUCUUUAUCGUUGGAUUCUCUUUCCUGAUGGGACUCUCUCUCCCAGAAUAUCUUGCAGCAAAUCCUGAUAUCAUCCAAACAGGUCUUCCAACUCUUGACCAGAUCUUGACAGUACUGUUGCGGACUAGCAUGUUCCUUGGUGGCCUGAUAGGGUUCAUAUUGGACAAUACCAUACCAGGUACUCCUGAUGAACGAGGUCUAAAAAGGAUGCAGCACGUAAGCAGCUCAUGCACCAGCGAUGAUGAUGGCAUGAAUGAGGAAAUGAAAGCGGAAGUAACACGCCUUGUCAACGGUUGCUAUAACAUGCCGUUUGGAAUGUCAUACAUCAGAAAGUGGACCUGGACCAAGUACAUUCCGUUUAGUCCUACAUUUCUUGGUUUCAACUUAACUUGUAAACGCAAAUAUAAGUUUUGGAAGCGAUUGUCUAAUGCGGCAGAAACUCAAGUGUAACUAGUUUACAAAUGUGUUCGACUGAAUGGAUGCUCCUUUGCAUUACGCCCAGUGACCAUUGAACUACCGUGUGUUGUAUGAUGGCAUGUGAUGAGUGAAAUCUACCUUGUAGACAUUAUAUGCUGUUAUAUGGGGCAAGACUCGGUCUACUUUUUUAGGGUCAAAAGUAACAAACAGUAAUAGUAGAAAUCGUAGAACAUCCCCUCGAUUGCCAUGGGUUACUAAUUCUAUAUCGAGGUCAAUGAAUAGGAAACAUAAGUUGCAUUAUAAGUAUAAGAUAACUAAAUCUCGGUCUU